AAUAUCGUGUCAAGUAAAACUCCUCCACAAUUUGAUCAAGUCACGUAAAUCAAUUUGUCUAAUGGUGGAUUCUUAAACACACAUAAAUACAUGAUUUUUACGCCUUUAACACUUGCAAAGAACCGGCACGCCAUUGGAUAAUCUUUCGUCGUCGCUCCAUCUUCCCCAAUUUAUUGAAAGGCUAACAUUGCCAUUAUUAUCCAUAUUCCAUUGAUUGAUUGUGUUUUCACUAUUUUGCAUGUCCUAAUUUGAUUUUCUCUCUCUUCCAUUGCCCCAAAAUUUGAAGCUAUGGAACGUUCAGGCUAUGGCAGAGAUGGAAUCUACAGAUCACUAAGACCAAAAAUAAUCAUACCCACUAAUCCAAAUCUAAGUAUGGUUUCUUUUCUCUUCAGAAACAGCUCUUCUUACUCUGAAAAACCUGCUUUAAUUGACUCUGAUUCUGGGGAAACUCUGAAUUUUUCCCAGUUAAAAUCCAUGGUUGCUAAGCUUUCCCAUGGAUUAACCAAACUGGGUAUUCAAAAAGGGCAUUCUGUUCUUAUUUUAGCCCCAAAUUCUAUCCAAUACCCUGUAAUAUUUCUGGGUGUUAUUGCAAUUGGUGCAAUUGCAACUACUGUGAAUCCAAUUUACACAGUUUCAGAGAUUAAGAAACAAGUUGAUGAUUGUAAGCCCAAAUUAGUUGUAACAGUUCCAGAACUUUGGGAUAAAGUUAAGGGUCUUAAUAUGCCUGCUUUGAUUUUAGGGUCUAAAGGAAAAGGGGUUUUAAAUUCGAGUUCUAAAGUUGUAUAUUUCAAUGAUUUGGUUAAUGGGUCUGCUGUGGAUUUUCCAAAGGUUUUGAUAAAACAAAGUGAUACUGCUGCAUUGUUGUAUUCAUCUGGUACAACUGGUGUUAGUAAAGGUGUUAUACUGACUCAUGGGAAUUUCAUUGCUGCGUCAUUGAUGAUGACAAGUGAUCAAGAAUUCGAGGGCGAAACCGAUGAUGUGUUCUUGUGUGUGGUUCCUAUGUUUCAUGUGUUUGGACUGGCUGUGAUUUUGUAUGGUCAGUUGCAGAAAGGAUCUACAGUUGUUAGUAUGGCUAAGUUUGAUUUCGAGUUGAUGUUAAAAGCUAUUGAGAAGUAUAGGAUUACUAGAUUGUGGGUUGUUCCUCCAAUUAUGCUUGCAUUGGCUAAGCAUGAUGCUGUCAAGAAAUAUGAUAUUUCAUCUUUGAAGCAGAUUGGUUCUGGGGCUGCGCCUUUGGGGAAGGAGAUGAUGCAGAAGUGUUCUAAAACUGUGCCUCAGGCUAUGAUAGUUCAGGGGUACGGUAUGACAGAAACAUGCGGAGUCAUCUCUAUAGAACACCCAAGACUAGGUGGUCGACAUUCUGGCUCAACUGGAAUGUUGGUUGCAGGUAUUGAAGCUCAGAUAAUUAAAGUAGAUACAUCGAAGCCUCUCCCUCCUAAGCAACUGGGUGAAAUAUGGGUCCGUGGACCUAAUAUGAUGAAAGGUUACUUUAAUAAUCCACAAGCCACCAAGUCGACUAUUGAUAAUCAAGGCUGGGUACAUACAGGAGAUCUUGGGUACUUCGAUGAUGAAGGGCAACUUUAUGUGGUUGACAGGCUGAAAGAGCUCAUCAAAUACAAGGGUUUUCAGGUUGCCCCAGCAGAACUUGAAGCGGUUCUUAAUUCACAUCCUGAAAUACUAGAUGCUGCUGUUAUCCCUUAUCCUGAUGAUGAAGCCGGUGAAGUUCCCAUUGCGUUUGUGGUUCGAUCACCUCAAAGUACCUUGAAGGAAGAAGAUAUCAAGAAGUUUGUCGCAGAACAGGUUGCACCUUACAAGAGAUUAAGGAAGGUAACAUUUUUAAGCGCUAUUCCAAAGUCGGUUUCAGGAAAGCUUCUCAGACGAGAGCUUAUUGAAAAAUCGCGAUCCAAGCUAUAAUAAAGCUGUAGCACCAUUUUGCUGCAUCUCUACUUUCUUGUUCUACAAACUCAAUUCAUGUUUUACCUGAAAAAAGAUACCAUGUUUUAGUUGAACGCUGUUAUAGAAAAUAAACAUUCAGGUAAUGGUCAGUCAGUUCACCUAAUAAAGCUCCAAAUUUCAUUGUUGGUAA
Spinacia oleracea (spinach) is the source of this 2083-nucleotide messenger RNA. RefSeq names its product probable CoA ligase CCL7. Gene Ontology annotation, molecular function: CoA-ligase activity. NCBI's taxonomy places the organism in Eukaryota, Viridiplantae, Streptophyta, Magnoliopsida, Caryophyllales, Amaranthaceae. The record is from RefSeq and is a predicted model, not a curated record. The coding region runs from base 289 to 1911 and encodes 540 amino acids. The transcript has 6 exons.